AUGGUAAACUGCUGGCUGCAGGGUGGAGCUAACGUAAAUUCUCUCGUCUUCUCCUGCAGCAUCCUCAUGCAAAGGAGACUCUUCCUCUACAACUUCAGGAACCUGCGCAAGGCCAAGGGCCGGCGCGAAACCUACCUUUGCUAUGUUGUAAAGCGCCGGGAUAGUGCCACCUCGUGCUCCCUGGACUUCGGAUACCUGCGCAACCAGAUGGGCUGUCACGUCGAGGUGCUCUUCCUGCGCUACAUCGCAGCCUGGGACCUGGACCCGGGGCGCUGCUACCGAAUCACCUGGUUCACCUCCUGGAGCCCCUGCUACGACUGCGCCCAGCACAUCGCCAGUUUCCUGCGCUCCUACCCCAACCUGACCCUCCGCAUCUUCAUGGCCCGCCUCUACUUCUGCGAGGACCGCAAGGCAGAGCCCGAGGGGCUGAGGCGCCUGCACAAGGCGGGGGCACAGAUUGCCAUCAUGACCUUCAAAGAUUACUUCUACUGCUGGAACACAUUUGUGGAGAACAGGGAACAGGCAUUCAAAGGCUGGGAAGGGCUGCAUGAGAACUCUGUCCAUCUUGCCAGGAAACUUCGACGAAUCCUCCUGCCGCUGUAUGAAGUAGAUGAUUUACGAGAUGCUUUUAAAAUCCUGGGACUUUGA
This is a messenger RNA of Cinclus cinclus, 648 nucleotides long. It is a transcript of the gene AICDA, whose product is annotated as activation induced cytidine deaminase. Gene Ontology annotation, molecular function: RNA binding; cytidine deaminase activity; zinc ion binding. NCBI's taxonomy places the organism in Eukaryota, Metazoa, Chordata, Aves, Passeriformes, Cinclidae. The transcript is spliced from 4 exons. The coding region runs from base 1 to 648 and encodes 215 amino acids. Gene Ontology annotation, cellular component: cytoplasm; nucleus; P-body. The record is from RefSeq and is a predicted model, not a curated record. Gene Ontology annotation, biological process: DNA cytosine deamination; cytidine to uridine editing; negative regulation of single stranded viral RNA replication via double stranded DNA intermediate.